CUGCAACUUCCCACGAAGAAGAAACGACUUGACGAUAGAGAGGUGGAAAAAAAAAAGAGCAGAGGGUCUUCUCCUGUUUCUGUUUACAACAACAUAAUGGAGCCAAAAUGGUCAAAUAUCAUCUGUAAGCGCGUUUUAUUGACAGGAUUUACGCUAUGUGUUGUGUUAGUCACAAAACCUACAUCAGCUAUCGUCAUACACGCCGACUCAGAGCUGGUCAUGCAGAACGGCACCACAGGGACCCUUCGAUGCACCUUCAAGUCGAACGAGGUGGUCAGCAGCUUCACCUCGGUGACCUGGAGUUUUCAGUCGAGUCAACCCGACACUCAGUUCUCCAAUACUCCACAUACGAUUUUCUACUUUUCCAACGGGAAAGGAUUCCCAGGACCAACCGAGUUCAAGGACAGAGUGCAGUUUAUUGGAGACAUAAACAAGAGGGACGUCUCAAUACAGCUGAGUCCAACUCAGUUCAGUGACAACGGUACCUUCUUCUGUGACGUGAAGAACCCACCAGACGUAACAGGAACACCGGCACGAACGGAGCUCAGGGUCGUUCUGAGAGAAUCUCUUCCUCAGAGCAACACCACCAUUAUAGUCGGAGCAGUCUGUGGUGCUUUAUUUCUGCUCGUCCUCAUCGCCGUAGCUGCCUGCAUUGUCAUGAGGGUGCUUCACAACCGCCAUGAUUAUGAAGGAUGUACGUCCUUGGAAAGCGUGAGCUCUCAGGCUCCGAAGCCACGAAAGAAGGUGGAGUCCAGCCUGGAGGGCUCCAGGUCUACCAGUCCCUCGGGUCCACUUCAGGGCCCGGUGAUAUACGCCCAGUUGGAUCACUCAGGCAGCAAAAACUCGUUCCAUAAGAUGGAGCCAGUGGUCUACGCUGACAUUCGUAAAAACUGAAGAGGAACAGGGGACCAAAAAAAAAAAAAGGAAAAGAAAUAAAACACAGUAAAGUAUCAAACCUCUAUCAGCUGCUCUUGGGAAGGGUGGGUAUAUUUCAACAGGGACAGAAAUUGGUGCAGUUUCUUUAAUUUUUCUUUCCAUCUUUUGUCCUCUGAAAGCAUGAUGCUGUUCCAUGAUAAAGUGAUGUCUUAAUGUACUUUAGUGUAAAGAAAAAGAAAAUAAGCAAAGACUCCAGUGAACACUACAUUACUCCAUCAAGUCAGCCUUGAAAAUUGUUCUCGAACACAGAAAUCAAACAAAAAAUUCCUUCAUAGAUAUCAUUCCACGUGUAAGAAUACUUUGUUUUAAUCAUCGAAGCAUUAUGCCGACAAAAAGUUCUUCAGGCUGUUGCACCGACUGAACAUAGAGUCAGUAUCAGAGUCACAAUGUGCCACCCAAUUUAAAUGUCAAAGAAAAGUUAGCAGUAACUAAAGCCGGGCAGGCACUGUAUGGUUUAUUUAUAUGUUGUGUUAACUGACCUUUAAUGUUUUAAUUGGCCAAACUUCAUGACUUGGGUGCUUGCACUCAACGAAAAUGCAGCCUAUGACGGUUGGUUAUGUACUUCUAUAUUUAAAGAAGAAGGCUUAACAUCUUGACUCUUAACCGUGUGUUGUAACUUUUGUGGUUCUCUCUAAAAUUAACAAUACACUACACUACAAUGACAUUCCAACUAAGCUACGUCUUAAUUUACACACACAGCUGGUGCAACAGGCUGCGGUUCAUCUCCAUUGGGCACUUCCAUAGUGAUCUUGUUUUGUAGGGGCGUAUGUAUGUAAUGUAGAGUUCGAUUGUACAUCGCCUUCAGUAACUUUGCAUGCAUAAAUUUGGUACGCCUCCGAUUGUUGUUAAAACGCAAGAAGCCGUCUGACAUUGUAUAACUGUGAAUGCUUCAGUUUCCUGUAGAGUUCUGGCAUGUUGUGGUACCUUUUUACCUUUUCUUUUUUUCUUUUAAAUAAACUGCCUCCCGUUUGAUUUUCACCUCAGUGGAGCAUCUUUAACCAGUUUCCAUCCUACUGGUUUUAAUUUAGGGUGCUCUGAGUGUCUGUAUUUAUUUCCAUUUUUUCAAAAAUAGGGCAUAUGAACACACAGAAAUGCAACCCAAGGUGGAGUUUUGUGUUUGUCGUCACACUUUAACAAGUUUUUCUUAUUCUGCCUGUUUUGUUGGUAUGAUUAGAAAGAAUUCUAAGUUUUAGUUUUGAGUCAUUUUUGAAAUGUGCAUGUUUAAACAAAAUGUUCAACUGAGGUGAAAUAUCUCCAAUGAAAACUGGGAACUCUCAAAUGCUAAAUACACUGUUUGCAUGCAAUUUACUAACAUAACAAGCAUUAUGAAAAUAUCCAUCAUUUUUCAUCUAUGUAUUGUGUAAAGCUCUUUUUUGUUAAAAAAAAAUAAUGGGCCAAAUAUAUUAGAUAAGUUCUUUCCAGAUGCUUUUAAGCUUUAAAAUGCAUUCCAAAUUUAUGUUUUCUUUUGUCUUGAAGCAUUUAAAAGCCAAAUUUAUGUUAUAAUUUUGUCUGUUAAUGGUUCAGUGACCUAUGAGAAUGAUAUUUGUGCUGCAAACAGUCUAAAUGCCUUCAGCUUCAGCUUGUGAUUCAGAAUGCAGUAAAUUUCCAUGUUGACCAGUAUUUGUAUAUAUUUCUUGCUCAUGUAAGAUAUAGUGCUGUUUACUGUAACUCAUUCCAGUGUGGUAUGGCUGUGGAUGUCUUUCCAGAGAAGGAAAGUAGUUUGCUGUAGAGGUCUAGAAAGUGUGUGGCAUGCUUUUUUUUUUUCUUCUUAAGUCUUAAUUAUUUGUCACCGUACACUCCAACGUAUGCAGUGCCUGCAGAAAGUGUUGAGCCCUGAGUCACUUCAGAAUGGUUUGAAUUCAACUUUAUUUAGUCAAUCCAAUGAUAUAUUGAAUCUAAUGUGACUUUUCUUGUGCUUUAAGUCCAAAAGAUUAAAUCUGGGGGAUAAUAUAGUUAAACCUGCAGUUAAAGAGAGGUGCUUAUUUACACCUGAAAUAAUUAUUAAGCAACAGUAUCAUUCAUUUGGUCUCUGUCAACACUUCAAGGAAAAACAUGGUUCUUUAGCAGCAAAAAUGCUACACUACGUUCACCGGCUAGUGCUAAAAUUAACACUAUGACAGUGGUGAGAGUGAACCAAAACAGUAAAGUUACAGUUAGACAGCUAAACAGUGAGCUGAAGCGCACUAUAAGCUCCAUAAAGCCGACGUGAGCUGCAGAUUCAGGUGAUAAUAGGGUUGAUUGUAUCAUUGUGAAUGUCGCUGAUCAUGUAGAUUUUGUAUUGUCAGUUUCACGGCUGCGCUCACAAUAUGCACCUUUACAAGACUAAAAGUCUGUAGCCAUAAUGCCUGUAAAGGUCAGUAUGCACCUGAAAACAGAAUAGAAAACAAGCAUGUUAAAGAGUUUAAAGAGUGUUGACCACUCCCAACGGUGAUGUCACAGUGUACUGACACACCCUAGAGUACACUUGUACAUCACUACAGCAAAACAAAAUCAAGAUUUUCAACUACUUUAAAGUUAUUUGUUUUAUUGGAAAUGUGGAUGGAAGUCAGGAAACUGCAGAUCAGGAUUCACCCUCUCAGCCUUUAGACCAUGAAUGUUUGUUUCACAUAUCAUGCUGGUUCUUUCAGAAUGUGGGAAUAUUUUAAUUUAAUUAUGACUUCCCUCUGACUAAAGAAAGUCCUAAUUCAGUCCAUUUUGACGUGACUGUGGCUGUGACACCACACACAAUGCGCAGGCCCUGUAGUCUUCCAGAUUAGUUUUAUCUGUAAUGUUCAAGUCUUUUCUGUUGUUUAUGUUGUUUUGUUUUACUUUACUUAGCAUGUAUGUCAAUGUAUUCACCAAAUCCAAAAAGAAAACAACCUGUAUGAUAUCCACAAACCUUUACUGCUGGUCGCUUUGCUCCUAAUUGUGACUCGUUGCAGUGUUUAGUGCUGUUGUAGAAAUUGUGAUGUAAACUAUAAAUUAUGAAAGAGUUCCAGUUUGACCAAGUUGGCGCGCAACGUUCAGUGUGUCGGUGUCUUAAAGUUUGGAGUGAACGCAGGCUGCGAUGUUCACUUUACUCACGACCAGUCUUAAAGGGCGUGCUUAGUGUUUUUUUUUCCGAUCGUAAAUAGUUGUGUUGUUAUAUGAGAUUUGUUUGGUAUGUUAUGUUGUAAAAUCUGCACUAUGUCUUGCAUAUCAAAGACAACAAAUUCCCUGUGAUUUUUUUGUUUUUGUUUUUGUUCAUCUCGGAAUGAGCUUGGCCUCUGUUUAACGUCUUUAAAACUGGAAUGUUGUACAUUUAGUGCCUUUUACAUUUCAUCAGCUAACUUGAACAUCUGCUCCAAAUAGAAAAAAUAAGAUUCAUUUAUUUUCCUUUUAUUGUAUGUAU
Larimichthys crocea (large yellow croaker) is the source of this 4306-nucleotide messenger RNA. RefSeq names its product myelin protein zero-like protein 1. The coding region runs from base 97 to 894 and encodes 265 amino acids. Gene Ontology annotation, cellular component: cell surface; plasma membrane; focal adhesion. The record is from RefSeq and is a predicted model, not a curated record. Lineage: Eukaryota; Metazoa; Chordata; Actinopteri; Sciaenidae. The transcript has 6 exons.